Durusdinium trenchii is the source of this 744-nucleotide messenger RNA. NCBI's taxonomy places the organism in Eukaryota, Dinophyceae, Suessiales, Symbiodiniaceae. The record is from the annotation of a GenBank genome assembly.
AUGGGGGCCGUCGGGCCACUUGACGCCGCUGUGAAGAGGAAGGAGGGCCUGCUGAAGAAAGCCUACAAGCAGGCUAUGUCCAAGUGGGAAGAUGACUACGAGUACAUCUGGGCUUUGGACAGCGAUAUUGACUUCACAGGUGCGGAUCUCAUCACCCUCUUCUCCUUGGCCAGAGCCUCCGGUUCGCUCAUUGUGGGACCCACCUUCGUAGGCACUCAAUCAUGGCUCACCUAUACCAUGAGUAUGUCGGAAGUCACCGCGCAUGGCUCUCUAGUACGGCGUGACCAAAGCGAUUUUCAGAGCAAGAUCAAUGUCUUGGGGAAGCCCGAUCCCCGCUGCAAGCUGCGGCACACGGACUUCGUGGAGAUGACGGCGCCGCUCUUGUCCAACAAGGUCCUGGCGCUCAUCUUGAAAGAUUGCGUGGAUUGCGUGCACGACAAGGCUGAGUGGGGCCUUGACCGAGUCUGGUGCAAGCUGGCGCAGAAGCUCUUGGCUCAAAGCUCAAAGCCCUGUGCUCUCCUGGAUGCCUCGCCUGUGCAGCACUUGGAUUGGAAGAAGGCGGUGGUGACCCCCGACUUCAAGGCCUCCGAGCUGGCCGUGAAGUCCGAAUACCCGGAGUACUGGUCAGAUGUGCGGAACAUCGACUGUGUGAACGAUUUCCGAGAAGCAGCGCUGGUGGAUGCUCAGACAUUGAUGGAUAUCCUACCAGUCCAACCAGAAGCCAUGAACCAUUCGGUGCACUAG